This is a messenger RNA of Staurois parvus, 412 nucleotides long. NCBI's taxonomy places the organism in Eukaryota, Metazoa, Chordata, Amphibia, Anura, Ranidae. The record is from the annotation of a GenBank genome assembly.
AGAGCCAAAGAUGUCUGCUCGGUCAUGUGAUCAGCUGUGUCCAAUCACAGCUGAUCACAUGGAACAUGUACACUGAUCAUCAGGGCACGGAUGAUCAGUGUGCCCUGAUGAUCAGUGUAGCCCCAGCAGUGCCACCUGUCAGUGUCCAUCAGUGCCUUGUGUCAUUGCUUACCAGUGCCAUGUGCCAGUGCCCAUCAAUGCCACAUAUCAGUGCCUACCAGUGCACCUCAAUGCCACAUAUCAGUGCCCAUCUGAGCUGCCUUUCAGUGUCACCCAUCAGUGCCAGUCAGUGACACCUAUCAAUGCCAAUCAGUGCCACCUAACAGUGCCAUAUAACAGUGCUGCCUUUGUGCCCAUCAGUGAUGCCUGUCAAUGCCCAUCAGUGCCAUCUACCAGUGCCUCCUCAUCAGUG